CCAACAGUAACCGCACCGACAAACGCGUAUAUAUAAACAAAGAAAAAGUAGAAGCCAUGGCUGUGAGAAACAUAGGGCUGAAAAAUAUCGAUAACUCUGCCACAUUCAGAGACUGACACUUGAAUCUGCAUUACGAAAAGAAUUUAAUACUUUGCGCCAUUUCCCCAAAAUUAUAUUUCUAAUUGAUUGAACCGGUAUAAGAAAGUUUGUUUUGUUCAUUAUUCAUCUUGGCGUUAAAAUGGACUAUAUAAAACUGCAAGAUGAGGUGAAGGCUUUAAAGUAUUUGGGAGAACACUUGGAACAGAUUCUGAAACUCGUUAACUUUGAGGUUUGCGACUUGCCAAACGAUGUUUUAAUGUUGCUGGACAAAUGUGUUGAAAUUCAAGCAGACGGAAAUCUAAACGAACUUAACUUAAAUUAUUUACGCGAAUUUUACUAUACGAAGAAGCGCGAGGAUAUCGAGAGCAAGCUAACUGUGGCCCAGCAGGCAGGAAAGUUAAAAAAACUUCAGAUUUCAAAAGAAGAAACAGAAAAAGACAUUGCAUCAUUAGAAAGAUUUACAACAACAGUUAGUAAUCGCGUGACCACGAUGGCUGUCCAACAGCAAAUCAAUGAAAUCGAGGGUAAGUCUAAGGCUCUUGUGGACAGACAAAAGGGCCUCAAAGUGCCAGAUGAUUUCAACAUUGAGACGGUUAUCGAGAAGAUCGAUUUGCUAGAGCAAAAGAAAUAAAUCCUUUUCGUUUUUGUAUAAAAAUGAUUUUAAUAUGUUUUUAUUUAAUCAGUUGAUUCAAAAAAAUUACCAUAACACAAAAUCAGCAAAUCUAAAAUAAUCGAGCUUUAACUUUUCGCUUAGGUUUACAAAUAGAAAAACUUUAUGCAUGCAAAAAAA
Drosophila hydei is the source of this 889-nucleotide messenger RNA. RefSeq names its product augmin complex subunit wac. The record is from RefSeq and is a predicted model, not a curated record. NCBI's taxonomy places the organism in Eukaryota, Metazoa, Arthropoda, Insecta, Diptera, Drosophilidae. The transcript has 5 exons. Bases 239 to 730 code for a protein of 163 amino acids.